UAUGGGAAGAAAAUUCAAACGCAGUUUCCGUCCGGUAUAAAAUUAUCGUAUAUAAACGUGCGUUCAGAGCUGCUCGAUCAGAUCGAGACCCAUUUCGAUUUAAAUAAAAACGCUGUUCGAUACUUUGUGACAGAAUUUCCCGAUAAUAUGUCUGCUUCACCAAUGGCUAGAAAAGCCACCGCUAGUCAAGCACAGGCCAUACCCACGAGGAAGGUAUUCAUCAACGAUCCAUCGGAGUUACCCUCUCAAUAUUCAUCUACCCCAGGAGGUACCAUAUAUUCCACAACCCCAGGAGGAACCAGGAUCGUUUAUGAAAAGUCAGUCCUUAUGAACCUUAGAAAUUCACCGAUCUCAAAAACUCCACCCAGUUACGAUAUUCCCAGUUCUUUGAUAAGGGGAGCACCACCAGAGAAGAAAAACAAUAGUCCAAAUAAAAAGAAUACUGUGAAUAAAAGCAAGCAGCCUAAACAAAAUGAAGUGAAGAAUGAAGAAGGGGACCAGUUCCAUAUGGAUUUGUAACAGAGGGAUUGCUUUUUGUAUAAAUGACAAUGUAUAAAGCUGUAUGUUCCAAUUUUGUUGUAGAUGUAUUUAUUUUAUAAGUUGAAUGAUUAUGUUUAAAUAAUCUUGAUGAAUUUGUUCUUUUUCGAACUUAAUGACUUCUUUAUAUUAUACUGCCAUUGUAUUAAAAAUGUAUACUUCGAAUUCUUUUAAUAUUUGUAUUUUUGGCAAGAUGAAAUUUUUAAGAUUAGUUUAGUGAAGAUUUCUUUUAAUGAGUAAAUUAGUUUAAACUAU
This is a messenger RNA of Coccinella septempunctata (seven-spotted ladybird), 792 nucleotides long. RefSeq names its product eukaryotic translation initiation factor 4E-binding protein (gene Thor). The transcript has 2 exons. The record is from RefSeq and is a predicted model, not a curated record. Gene Ontology annotation, molecular function: eukaryotic initiation factor 4E binding. Gene Ontology annotation, cellular component: cytoplasm. Bases 148 to 519 code for a protein of 123 amino acids. Lineage: Eukaryota; Metazoa; Arthropoda; Insecta; Coleoptera; Coccinellidae. Gene Ontology annotation, biological process: negative regulation of translational initiation.